AUGUCCAAUUCACAAGCAUCGCCCGACUUUGACGAGUUCUUUUCUGAAAACAAUUUCUACUCAGCACCCACCAACAAUAGCUCCAAUCAUAUCAAUAAACUUCGAAGUUCAAUUCAAAUACCAAACUCUAUAAGCUCAAGAAGUAUCAAGGAUGGGUUAAGAGUGGAUAACGAGGCGUUGACUCAAAAACUACCUCAGUCCACCAGUCGAACUUCAAUCAUCAAAUCUUCGCCUAGUUUGAAAGCCUUGGAGAGCAUUUUAAAUGAAAAGAGUAAAAAAUGGUCACCUCCUACGCUAGCCGAGCAAGUCACUGAAGAAGAAGAGGAAAAUGAAGGAGAGGAAUCUGGUGUUGAUGAUAAUGAAGAGGAUGAUGAACUGGAGCACGCACAACACACAGAUCCCUUGGAUAUCAGAAGCAAGUACAAUCUCCUGGAAAAGCGCCCUCAAAAGAUGACUUCGCCAGCUAGUUUCAAGAAACACAAUGCUACCCUGGAGACAGUCAAUUCCAUGCAAUCCUUUGAGACCGCAGAGGAAUCAAUCAGAGACGACCAUCAUAUUUCCACCACUAGGCAUAGUGAUAAGCGUUCGUCGAAAGUCUCACACAAUGCCAAGUCAUCAAUUUCAACCAUUAGCGGGAGUGGGUAUAGCACUGACGAUACACCUAUUUUGGGUCAACCACCUACAUUUCAAAAUUUCACUCCACACAAUUUUGAGUCUCCUCAGUUAAAGGUCAUCGAGACAGGUGCUCGACGAGGACUGGGAUCCAAAGACGACACGUUGAUAAAUGAUACCACAGAGUCACAUAUGAAUGAUAUCACCGAGGAGACUGUCAGUGUCGACUUGCCGCCUUCAACCGAGCACACAAUUUCUCAAUAUGCCGGAAACGAGGCUAAGGAGAGAAAUAAAAAACACCAACAUAAAUUUUCAGACACCAGGGAUAACAAGUUUGAUAAAUUGUCCUCCAACUCAUUUACAACCGCAAAUUCACACACUGCUGCAAGCGGAGAUCUAUAUCAUCACCAACCCAAUACCAAUAGUGGUCAAAGUUUCAAAAGCUCGUUUGCUCCGUUAUCCAAGCCGGCGAUUCCACCACAAAAUAAUAAUAAUAAUAAUAAUAAUAAUAGUCAGCAAAAGAAAUUUUCAGCACCAGCUUACAGCAGCACAAGAAAUCAGGAUUCAAGUUCUACAAAAUUGGAACAUCGGGACUUGGACCCUACUAUGAAGUAUGAGUCCUACAAUAACAGCAAAACCAAUUCAAAAGAGUUAAACAAAGGCGAUACUACCAAAUCAACUAGCAUGUUGUCUGUCUUGAGUCCAACAGAGCAAGUCUUAAAUAAGGAAAGAAAGAAGAGUGCUAUACCCAAGCAAAACCAACAAGACUUAGAACCUCAAAUGCCUAGUUCACCACAAAGACCAUCGCGUAUGCGUUCAAACUCCACUUUUUCAUUGAAUUUUGCAAAGAAAGCAUCUCGUGAUGAUAGCAAGUUACAGUUACUGCACAAGAGAAGUUCAACAAUGGACGAAUUGAAUAACGUAUCUCAUUCCAAUGGAAAGGAAGCUGCAGCCGAGAAAAAGAAGUUCAGCUUCAAAUCACUUUUCAAAUCAAAGUCCAAGAGUCAUGAUUUGAGUAAAUCACAAGAAACUGCGGAUGCACGUGCACCCAAACCAGCAGGAAAGUCGUAUUCAACAACCAAUAUUCCAUUGUAUAAAGAAGAGCCAUCCACUACAAAGAAUCAAAGUAGCACAGACUUACUGCUUCCGCCUUUGACAAAGACUAAAUCUAACAUCUCCAUAAUGAGUGUGUUUAAGAAGAACAAGUCAUUUGAUCAAUUGAAUACCUUGGGCAAGAAGAAGACCGGGGAGUCAGAUAUUUCAGACGGGAAGGAUAAACCUGAGGGCAAGGUCCAUUCAGAAGACAGGUCCAACGCGAAAGAAUCCGCAGUUGAUCGUGCCCAAAAGCAAGAUCCUGUUGAUGACUUGUAUGACUCGCCAGUGUUGCUUGAUGAAAGGUUUGGACCACCACAACCGGGUAAUACACAGAUUGCAAGACCUGGAUCCAUAAACUUUAUCCGCGAAGUUAGUGAUAGUAAUGUCGCAUUUGACUCAACAAAUCGUCCUGCUGAAAGCAGUGAUGAUAGUUUAGAUAAGUUUGAAGAUGCCGAUGAGGUUGUGGAGGAUAAUGAAGAUGAUAAUGACGAAGACGGCGAUUACGAUGGUGCUGAUAACUUGUCAUUCGACCCAUCUGUGGAUGAAAAAUUUGAUGUGUAUGACUUCGAAAAUUUACUGGCAAAUCCUCCUGUGCAAAGAAUGCCAAAUCACCAACAAGGCGAGGAGAUUACGUUGAUUCCACCUUUAAUCAAGGAUACCCAAUUUGGGUCGCCUUUCAAGGUGGAUUAUAAAAGCUCGCCUGAGAGCAAGAGACCUACUCAAGUGUUGGAUCGCAAUGCAUCAUUUGCUAACUCAAACGACAACAGAAGAUUUCCAACAUCGUUUUCACCUUCCAACUCACCUGUUCCAAAUAGAUACCCUAGUCGCAAGGAGGACAAGAGCCAUCAAUUGUUGGGAGAGGCAUUGUUCCCGAGAUCGCUCAGUGCGCAUGAGGUUGAAAGUAUAGUGUCGUUGGAGAGGUCUAGAUCCUUGAAGUCAAUUAAAUCGAAUAAGCGGAGCUCGUUUGUCAACUACGACGGAAGUGAUGAUAAUAUUGUGCACUACAGUGGUCCUACUUUGUCACCUCAUAGCACGAGUGGGAUUACCAGAUCAAGUUCAAUAUUGAAAAAUUCUGCAAGUAAAACUAGCAACUUGAAUAAGGAAAUCGAGCCUAACUCGAUUGAUGCAUACGUGUUGGAUCAUGUUUAUGACGAGGGAGUACCAAACUCGAGUUCGUUAUAUUCGCAACCAUCAGGCGGCUCAUUUCUCAAAUCGCAAUCUCCGUCGUCUCCACGUGUUGAUGAGAAUUCGUUACAGAACUUGUUGGAUAACUCAGAAUAUAACGAGUUUUUGGAGUUUAGUGACUUUAUUGAUGUUGAUAACUUGAAUUUUAACUAUUCUCCGUCAGUUAGGGCCGGGUCAGCGUCGGCAAGUCCACGCCCAGAAGCCAUGAGCUCAAAAUAUGAUGUCAAUGAAAGGUUGAGAAAUGAAGCAAGCUCGAAUGUCCUAGGCGAAGGAAUGGUUGAUGACGGUUCGAAGGUGAAUACUCCAGGCAUUCACGUUGAUGUGGAUUCUGAUGAUACUGACAAAGAGGAGGCGAAUAUCAGUAGGACAUUAUCUCCACCCGUUUUGCAAAUUGACACAGUUGAGUUUCCCAACAGCGGGACUAGCCAUGCCUCGCCAAUUCCUAUUGUUGCAGAAUCGAGGACUCAUUCUCCUUCUCCACUUUCCAUGAAUACUGCCGAAUCUCCCAAAACCAGCGUCGAGGUUGUUGAUGGGUUUGAAAAUUAUAGAAAAUUUAAUGAAGAGACUUUGCCAGCUGCACAUGAUGAUACAACUUUGGAUGUCAGCGAGGAUGAUGAUCAUGCCACUGGGAGUGGUGGAGCGUUAUUAAAUACCGAAUCACAUCGCGGAGAGGCGAAUCACCGCUCAGUGCAUGAAGCAGAAAAAGAAGCUGACAGUGACGGGGUUGAUGACGAGACAGAAGUGAUAAAAAGCUCACCAAUUUUGGACAGUGCAUAUAGGAGCACGAAAAAGGGAAGAUCCAACAAUAAGAAUAGACCCAUCUCCAUGUCAUUUAAGGGGUUGGACAAGCCUUCGUUUUCGGGUAAAAUUGCGCAACAUGAUUUGAGAAGCAGCGAUUCCCAUCAAUCGUUUACGAUAUCAUUCCACGAUGACCUGUCUUCGGUUGGAGGAGGAUUUGGAACAAGCAGCGAUGAAGAGGAGGAAGAGGAGGAGGAAGAGGAAGAGGAAGAGGAACCUACGAUACGUGGUAAUGUAGGAUUGGGCUUGAUUGAUGGCGAACAAAGUCAAGAGUACAGUGAACAUGAAAAGGAGAAUCUAAUACCACAUAAUGGAGGUGCUCAAGGUGGAAUUAGGCAGCAACAUAAGCAACAAGAGAAGAUUCAAGUGGCGUCGCAACAAUAUUCCGGUCAAACUAGAAAUACAACACCACCAUCAAAGUCAAGGUCUAAGUUUGGCACUGAGAACAACAAUCAGAACAAAUCAAUUGAACUAUCCAAUGCGUCGAAUUCACCUGAUUUCACAUUACCGUUGCCGCCGCCUCCAUUUGGCACCAAGUUUAGUCACAAUAAAAUUCCAUCCAUUUCAGAUCAAUCGUCGGCGGGCUCAUCUCCAAGGUCAUUCACAUCAAUGUUGAGUAGGUGGAAACGAGGAGGAAACAACAGCAACACUAGUAACAAUGCAAACACGGAGAGUGCUUUCAAUAUCUUGGCACCUCGCGUUGCACCUCCGCCUCCGGUUCCUGCUAAACAAUCUGGUGUCCGAUUCAGUUCCAGAAUUAUUCUUUAUGAUACAUACAAUGAUGAGGAGUAUGAUCGACAUCCUGACACUGCCACUUGUAAUCAAUUGACUCCGUUAUUGGCACAGCAGAUUAAGGAGGAGAUGAAUAUGAUUAAGAGUGAAAUGGAAGUUCACGUGGAGAGUCGUUGUUAUACGCAAUUCUUUUAG
This is a messenger RNA of Lodderomyces theae, 4617 nucleotides long. RefSeq names its product Bni4p (gene BNI4). The record is from RefSeq and is a predicted model, not a curated record. The coding region runs from base 1 to 4617 and encodes 1538 amino acids. Gene Ontology annotation, biological process: actin cytoskeleton organization. Gene Ontology annotation, molecular function: actin binding. Lineage: Eukaryota; Fungi; Ascomycota; Pichiomycetes; Serinales; Debaryomycetaceae. The transcript has a single exon.